AUGGCCCUCGCGAACCGCGGCGGGCUGCCGGACGCGCUGGGAGCCGGGGGCGUCCAGUCGCGGCUGCCCGCCGGCCGGGGGAUCUACGCGGCGGAGCGGCGGAAUGGCGGCGGCUUCACGAGGUCUGUGGCGCUGGGGCGGUCGGGGCCGGCGGCUGCGGGGAUCGCCGUGUCGGCGGCGCUGACCACGGACAGGGUGACAGCACCCAAGAGGCAGGCGUUCGAGCAGAAGGUGACCACGGCCCCCGCCGUGACGCAGACCUCCGCCGGCCGCCGCCUGCCCGCCGAGUUCUACCACCUGACCGACCCCGAGGCGGGCGUGCAGCUGCCGCCGCACCACCGCGUGGACCUGCGCCUCCUGGACAACAGGGAGCUCGAUAAGCUGGUGUCUCAGCUGGGCCGGAACAAGGCCACUUGGAGGCGAGCGCUGCUGCUGCACGAGUGGCUGGUCGACGCGGGCCACAUACCUGACGACAGGCUCUGCACGACGCUAAUCCGCGUUUGUGGACAGCAUGGCCAGACUUUCAGUGCUUUGGGCGUGUACGAAUGGAUGAAGGCUCUCCCUGAAGAGGGUGGCGCUGGGCUGUGUCCCUCUGUGUACACUUACACAGCGGCGAUGCGUGCUGCACUUGCAGGCAACGUGCUCGAAAAGGCUCUGCAGAUAUGGAAUGAUGUGGAGGAUUCACGUUGCCAACCGGACAGCCGUCUGUGCACAGCAUACAUCGAAGUCUGCACACGGCUUGGACAGAUGGAAAAGGCGUUGCAGAUGUACCAGAGGAUGAGGGGUGCGCCGGCAAACUCGAAAAUGGCGCCAACCGUGCAUGCAUACACAGCUGCCAUGAGGGCGGCCACAGAAGGCGGCAAGUGGCAAAAAGCUCUGGAGAUCUGGCAGGACAUGGGUUCUGCUGGAGUUGAAGCAUCAGGCCACGCCUUUGCCGCAGCCAUCAGUGCAUGUGCGGCCGGUGGGGACUGGCAGCGUGCCUGCAGCCUGUUUGAACAGAUGCUGCAGUGCGGAAUCCAGCCAGACGUCGUGUCCUGCACUGCCCUCAUCAGCGCCCUGGCCACUGGCGGCCAGUGGCAGCAGAGCGAGCAGGUGGUGAGCUGGAUGCUGCAGUCCCAGGUGCGGCCCAAUGUGCGCACAUACACCGCCCUCCUGAACGCCCUGGGUCAGGCGCAGCAGUGGCAGAGGGCCAUCAUGCUGCUGAGGCGCAUGGCCGAGCCCGAGUUCGGCGGUGUGGAGCCGAACGCCUACUGCUACAGCGCCCUUGUGAAGUCGCUGGGGGAGCAUGGGCAGUGGGAGCUGGCUGAAAAGGUGUUCACAGACCUUGAGGCGGAGGCGUUGGGCCAGAGGGCCUUGAGGGGUCAGUCCAUGGACGGUUUGAGCGGCUUUUGCAACCUCCCUUGCGAGAAACUGGCCCAUGGGCUCACCAGCAGGAUGGAGACCUGGAGCCUGGGCGCGCAGCCCCUUGGUUCAUUCGAACAGGCGCCGAACUCUGCCCGCAGCAACCCUGGCGUGUGGAACAGCCCGUCGGAGCUGCAUGGCAUCAACGUCGUGGCUUCGCGCCUGGCGCAGCAGCUGGGGACUGGCACCUCCGACGAGGGCUUCAGCUUCUUCAGCGACCAGGCGUCGCUGUCGAGCAUCCCCCUCGUGAACCAGAUGCCGGAAGCGGUGCUGCAAUUCGGGCAGCAGCACAGCAGUGCUGGCGGCGUGGCGAGCCUCGUGGAACGGAUCAGCCAGCUGAACGUGGGGCAGGACGAGCCAAGCAGCAAUGGCCGCAAGGGUUCGAGCCGCCCGCGCUAUGGCAAGAUAAACGAAGUCGUGUGCGGGGCGUUAAUGAUGUCGUACAGCAAGGCGGGCAAGUGGAGCGAGGCGGUGAACGUCCUGGCACGCGCGCGGCGGCUGGGCAUACGGCCCAACACUGUGAUGUACAACUCUGCCAUAUCGGCUGCAGGCAAGAGCGGCCAGCUGGACGUGGUGGAGGCGCUGUUCCGUGAGGUUCCGGAGCCUGAUGCCGUUACCUACGAGACUGUGAUCGCGGCCUACGGGAUGGCGGGAGAUGUGGACAAGGCCGAGGGCACUUUUCAGCAGAUGGUUGACGCCAGGAUGCAGCCGCGCGACUACGCCUACUGUGGCCUGAUCGCUGCGUACAGCAUGGCGGGGGACUGGCAGUCCGCGUUGCAUGUUAGGACGCGCAUGCAGCGCGCGGGCAUCAACCUGACUGUGCACGUUUACAAUGCGUUGAUCGCGGCCUGCGAGCGCUGUGGCAGGUUCGAUCACGCCCUGCAGCUGCACAAGUACAUGGAGGCAGAGGGCGUGGAGCCCAACAAUGUGACGGUGACGCUGCUGAACUCGGUGGGCAAGCAUGGGGUGCGUGCAGUAGAGCACCAGCAGGCGGCUGCCACUGCGCUGUCUGCAGCGGUCGCAGCGGCAGGUGCGCUGAUGAUCCAGGCCGGUGCAUUCUGA
Messenger RNA from Ostreobium quekettii, 2463 nucleotides. The record is from the annotation of a GenBank genome assembly. Lineage: Eukaryota; Viridiplantae; Chlorophyta; Ulvophyceae; Bryopsidales; Ostreobiaceae.